ACUCCACUUCCUCACAAAACCGAGACCAAGAGCACUACGUGCAACGCUCAGUAUGCAUGUGACCGGAUAUCGUUUGGUGCAUUUGGGUUUCAUUGUGACCGUGCUUUACAUACAUAGUUUCACGUUACAUAUACCCGCAUAUACCACCAAAACGGACAGAGCAGACAGACUGAACAGGCGCAAAGGACAGCAGCAUUCCAUUGCCUAUCGUGAGAUAUUAUACAUAUCAAAAUAUUCAGACGCAUGACCACUAGUUAAUGGAUCACUGGUUAGUUUAAAAAGAUAAAUGGGAUUCGGUCAAGCUCUGCAUGAGAGAACGCCUUUCAACGAUAUCAUGCGUUUUGAGAAUUCUUCAUCCGUCGAAAGCAUUCCGACCCGAGGAUUCGCCGAGCCGUGCGAUAUAGAAUAAAUUAUUUGUCUUAAUGAAAGUACGAGUGGACCUCUCUCGAGUCUCAUUCCACGGAUUGUCUUUUCUCCUACUCGGGGUGGAAUUAAGUGUGUGCGUACACAACAGAUUAAAACAUCGACAAUUACCAUCUAUCUUCAUGAGCUAAUGCUGCUGUAACGGUAAUUAUUGUUCCAAUGGUUAUCUUCGAAUUGGAUUAAUACACACGCUAUUGCCUACUGGAUCAAGUACACCGGAGCCGGCAUUAACCCCAAAUUAAGCACCAAAAACAGAAUCUUUUAGAAUGACGCUUCAGGGAAGUCAAACUGCCUUUAAAGUAGUCCUUGUCUUCUGUCUAUGCUGUGUGGCGGCUCUCGUGGUAGUACUCUCGAUAACUACCGACUCGACGGGAUUAAUGCCCUUUAAAUCUCCAGGCUUUUCCAGAAGUUCUAUCCGCUCAAGAUUCAAUUCAACUUACGCACCACAAACCGAAAGCGGUAAUCAAACUAAUACCGGAAGUUCAAAACCAUCAACGUCUAUUGAGAUGUCAUCUGAAUCGACAUUGAAUGUCACAGGUCAAGAUAAUUCAACGGAACAAGCACAGACCAAAGCUGUAAAGAAAGAAAAAGGUAUUCCGAAUCCUUUAAAGCCGGAAACAUCCUUUCGACAACCUCCACCAGCACAGGUGUUGACGACAUGCCCAAAUCAAGAUGUCCUCCCAAAUGAGAGGCUUACACCAAACAAAGAAGCUACGACCGUUCAAAGGGUCAACGAAUUCGUAUUCGGGAAGUUCUUACCAAAGACACAAGCCAUGACUGACGUGGCCAACCAAACUCUCCCGAGCAUCAUCACGAAGCGCAAGUCAAUCAGGGAAGCAGCGGACGAGAUUGAUAAGACGCUCACGGAGCUGAACCUCGCUGUCGACUUCGAUGACUACCGGCUACUUCCUGGUGGUCAUUGGAUCCCACUGUCGUGUAACCCCCGUUGGAAGGUCGCUAUUGUGGUACCGUUUAGAAAUCGCUUUCAUCACCUCCCAAUUUUUCUCCGCCACAUUGUGCCAUUGCUCAAAAGACAAAAGCUGGAAUUCUCCAUCUUUAUUGCCGAGCAGAGAAAUGACGAACGUUUUAACCGAGCGAUGUUAAUGAACGUCGGUUUCGUCGAGGCCCUAAAUUUUACGAACUACGACUGCGUGGUCUUCCACGACAUCGAUCACCUUGCCGUCAAUGUUAAAAAUUAUUUCGGCUGUGAUAACAUGCCCCGACAUUUUAUAUCCGGAGAAAAAAUAUGGGAGUGGAAGAUAAUAUACGAAAAUCUCUUUGGUGGAGUGACGGGGCUUACCACACAACAGUUCUAUGACAUCAAUGGUCUGCCCAAUGUCUACUGGGGAUGGGGUGGUGAAGACGAUGAAUUCGCAAAGAGGGUAAAGGCUAAGGGUUUUAAACGAUCGCGACCCAAAGGGGAGAUCGGGUACUUCGAUUCCGUCGUUCACGAAAAAAAGGAGUCAAGUCCGACUAACGAAGCAAGGUUUUGUCUUCUUAAUAACUACGUUCAUAGGAAAACCACCGACGGUGUAUCAAACUUGAGAUAUGAACAACCGACAAUAGAACUGCAUCCUCUUUAUACCAACGUCUCUGUCAACAUCCAGAAGCUACCUUGGAAUCCUCGUUGGCCAAGGUGUGAAGGGCAGUAGCGUAUUUAUCAUUAUUAUACUAUAAGUGUUGUACACCUUGAUGGUGUUAACAUCAGUGCCUUGGGCUUUCAUGCAUGAUGAAUGAUGUAGAAGACUACACCUUUGUACACUUCAAAAGCUAUGGUGUUGAUGCCAGUAUCUUGGGCUUUCAUGAAAAGAAUGGAUGAAAAGGACAAUAACAUUUGUGCACUUCAAAUGUCAUGGUGUUAACAUCAGUGCCUUGCGCUUUCCUCGAUAGUGAGUACAUGUAGAGGAUCUGUACACUUCAAAAUUCAUGCUUUCUACAUCGUCGUCUUGUCUUGGGCUUUCCCGAAUAGUGAAUGACUGUACAGGGCUAUAACACCUUUGUUCACUUCGAAAGUAUUGGUGUUUAACAUCAGUAACUCGGACUUUCCUCAAUUGUGAAUGGAUGUGGAGGACGAUAACACCCUUGUACACUUGAUCAAAAGCUUUCGAAUAAGAAGCUAUCUACACUUCAAAGGCCACGGUGUUAACCAACAUCGGUGUCUAAUUAGUCUUUCAUAUUAUGGUGAAUGAAUGUAUAAUGACGGACAAUAACACCUUUACUAAGCGGGAUGUAUACUUCAAUAGUCGUACAGGGUGUUAGCAUCGAGUGUCUUGGUCUUUCAAGGAGAAUAAAUGACGCUCCGUUGACACUAGAUUAUUGAAGAGUGCUUGUCAUAUUGCUGCAUUUAUGAGAGCAGCCAAUUAUGCUGCCCCAGCGACAUACAUUCCUGAUUAAAAGAGAAGUCCGCCCCAACAAAAUAUUGAUUUGAAUAGAAACAAAGAGAGAAGUCAAACAAGCGUAACACUGGAGAUUUCAUCAAAAUUAGAUGUAAAAAUUAUGGCGCUCUAGAUUCAAAUAUAUAUCCACAAAUUUAGUGAUUUCUUGACAAUUUGGUGUGUUCUUUGUUUACUAUAAAAAGGACAUUUUGCAAAUUUUCUGUAGAAAAAAAUAUGACACGGAUGGAUUUCCACAGAGUUACGGAUUAAUUGGAUCAAUCGGAACUCUUUGUAAGACAAGGCCCAGAUCACCAGUCUAAGGCAGUCUUGCAGAUCAAUGAUGUUAACAGAGGAAAA
Molecule: messenger RNA, 3155 nt
Organism: Lytechinus variegatus (green sea urchin)
Lineage: Eukaryota; Metazoa; Echinodermata; Echinoidea; Temnopleuroida; Toxopneustidae
Product: beta-1,4-galactosyltransferase 5-like
Exons: 9
Coding region: 690-2075 (461 amino acids)
Biological process (GO): carbohydrate metabolic process
Molecular function (GO): UDP-galactose:glucosylceramide beta-1,4-galactosyltransferase activity
Source: RefSeq, a predicted model, not a curated record